Messenger RNA from Pipistrellus kuhlii (Kuhl's pipistrelle), 2870 nucleotides. It is a transcript of the gene SGCE, whose product is annotated as sarcoglycan epsilon. The coding region runs from base 39 to 1349 and encodes 436 amino acids. Gene Ontology annotation, cellular component: membrane; sarcoglycan complex. NCBI's taxonomy places the organism in Eukaryota, Metazoa, Chordata, Mammalia, Chiroptera, Vespertilionidae. The record is from RefSeq and is a predicted model, not a curated record. The transcript has 11 exons.
GGGGAGAUCGAGGACGGCGGGGCCUAGGCAGGCCAAGCAUGCAGUUUCCCCCGCGGUGGGAGUCGGGAGACCCUCGUGCGUGGGCAGGACAGGUUCGGGGGACGCGCAGGAUGAGCCCCUGGACCACGGGCACCUUCUUGCUGACAGUGUACACCAUCUUCUCGAAGGUGCACUCUGAUCGCGAUGUGUACCCAUCUGCUGGUGUCCUCUUUGUUCAUGUUUUGGAGAGAGAGUCUUUUAAGGGAGAAUUUCCACCUUACCCCAAACCUGGAGAGAUUAGUAAUGAUCCCAUAACAUUUAACACAAAUUUAAUGGGUUAUCCAGACCGACCUGGAUGGCUUCGAUAUAUCCAAAGGACACCGUAUAGUGAUGGAGUCCUGUAUGGGUCUCCAACAGCUGAAAAUGUGGGGAAACCAACAAUCAUUGAGAUAACUGCCUACAAUAGGCGUACCUUUGAGACUGCAAGGCAUAAUCUGAUAAUUAAUAUAAUGUCAGCAGAAGAUUUCCCGUUACCAUAUCAAGCAGAGUUCUUCAUUAAAAAUAUGAACGUGGAAGAAAUGCUGGCCAGCGAGGUCCUCGGAGACUUCCUGGGGGCAGUGAAAAAUGUGUGGCAGCCGGAGCGUCUGAAUGCCAUCAACAUCACGUCGGCUCUGGACAGGGGCGGCAGGGUUCCGCUCCCUAUCAACGACAUGAAGGAGGGUGUGUAUGUCAUGGUUGGUGCAGAUGUCCCGUUUUCUUCUUGUUUACGGGAAGUGGAAAACCCACAGAACCAGUUGAGAUGCAGUCAAGAAAUGGAGCCUGUAAUCACCUGUGAUAAAAAAUUUCGUUCUCAAUUUUACAUUGACUGGUGCAAAAUUUCGCUGGUUGAUAAAACAAAGCAAGUGUCCACCUUUCAGGAAGUGAUUCGCGGAGAGGGGAUUUUACCUGAUGGUGGAGAGUACAAACCCCCUUCUGAUUCUUUGAAAAGCAGAGACUAUUACACGGAUUUCCUAAUUACAUUGGCUGUGCCCUCGGCAGUAGCACUGGUCCUUUUUCUAAUACUUGCUUAUAUCAUGUGCUGCCGACGGGAAGGCGUGGAAAAGAGAAACAUGCAAACACCAGACAUCCAACUGGUCCAUCAUAGUGCUAUUCAGAAAUCUACCAAAGAACUUCGUGACAUGUCCAAGAAUAGAGAGAUAGCCUGGCCCCUGUCAACGCUUCCUGUGUUCCACCCUGUGACAGGGGAAAUCAUACCUCCUCUCCACGCAGACAGCUAUGAGAGCACUAACAUGCCACUGAUGCAAACACAGCAGAAUUUGCCACAUCAGACUCAGAUUCCCCAACAGCAGACUACAGGCAAAACACACUAAAGCCUUUUCAGGACUCCAAAUUCACAUCCAAACAUGGCAACAAGCUUACAAAGUACAGAAUUUUAUGAUCUAUGUCAGGCGCAGAUGGUUCUCCUGGGAUGUGACUCCUCUUGAUAUGGAGACGUAUACUAAAACUGUGAGUAAUAUGCCCCAGUCCCGGAACCCAGCACAGAAUGGUGGGAUAGGGACUUGAUAAAGACGAUGGAUGCUUUCUUAAAAAAAAGAAAAAGGCUUAGGGGACACAUCACAGUCAUUGAUUUGUUUUCCAUUGCUGUACAGAAAUUUUCACAAAUUCAGCAGCUUAGAACAAUACCGAUACAAAUGAAUUGUCUUAUGGAUUCCCUGAGCCUGGUGUCUGGGUAUGGAUUUGGUGAGUCCUCUGCUCAGGGUCUCACCAGGAUGAAAUCAAGAUGUUGGUCUGGGCUGUGGUCUUACUGGAGACGCGGAAUGCUCUUCCAAGAUCACGGAUUGGUGGAGGAAUUCAGUCCCUUGUGGUUGUAGUACUGAAGUGCUUGCUGUCUUAGUGGUUAUAGGUUGAGGACAACCUCAGUUCCUUGCCAUGUAGUUUGUCCCCUACACUGUUUGUUGUUUGUGACAUGGUGCAGUGGUUCCUCCUGUCUGCUCUUUCACUUCCCCGUAGUCUCAGUUACCCAAGGUCAGUUGUGGUCUGAAAAUAUUAAAUGGUCAAUUUCAGAAAUAAACAAUUCACAGGUUUUUUAAAUGUAUGCCAUUCUGAGAAUUAUAAUGAAAUCUUAUAUCAUCCUUCUUCAUCCGGCGUGGAGUGGGAGUCAUCCCUUUGUCUAGGGAAUCCACGUUGUAGGCAAUACUUGUCUGCUGGUCACUUGGUAGCCAUCUGGGCUAUUAGGUUGACUGUGGUGGUAUCAGUGCUUGUGUCAAGUAAUCCUUAAUAACGGCUCCAAAGCACCAGGGUAGUGAUGUUGGCAAUUCAGAGAGGCCAGAGAAGAGCUAUAAAGUGAGAAGGUGAGUUCAGUAUAAUAAGCUAAGUUGAGAGAGAGACCACAUUCAUAUAACUUCUAUUAUAGUACAUUGUUACCAUUGUUCUAUUGUAUUCUUAGUUAUUGUUGUUAAUAUCUUACUGUACCUCAUGUAAAAAUUAAACUUUAUCAUAGGUAUGUAUAAGGAAAAAAUAGUGCAGGGAUGGACAACAGUAGGUUUAUAGUUGUUCAUGUGGAAAAUAAUACAGUAAUUCAUAAAUAAUACAAGAAUAAACUCUGUUCACGUACUCUACUUGUGCCCUGCCCUGUGUCUAAGCUCUGGGAAACCCUCAUACAUAGCUAAGAAUUCUUUGAGGGGAAAUAAUGUUUUGGUGAUUGAGUCAAUAGGAGAAUGAAGCCAUAAUUAAUCAUUUUCAAAUGUUCUCUUAAUAAAAUGCUGAUUUUUCUUUUUCUUUAACGAUGAACGUAACUUAAAGCUUGUCUUUUUCUUGGUAAUCUGUAAGUGCUCGUUGUAUAGCAAAGAUGAUGACCUUUUGUCGCAUUUCGCAAAUACUUUCCCCAGUUG